UUAUAACUGAAACGGACACUUAAUUAGAUUUAGAUCUAUAUAAACCAUUACAUGUUAUUUCAACUUUCAUGGUAAGAUUGAAAUGAAUUAAAACUACCUUUAUCAUUGGAAUCGAAAGAGGAAUGAAUAUGGUUAUUUAUGAUAUAACAUAUAUUUGUAUCUUAAAAAAACAACAAAAAGCAACAACAUGUAUUUUCCAAAAAAAAUGCCAUGACCUAGUUACUAUUUUUACCUUUUUUACAAAGAAAAAUGAUGGUUUAUAAUUAACUUAAUCCGAUUUUUAGAAGUCAAGAUAUUGUGCUAUCUUUAGUAAACACAUUUAUCUAAUCUCAUUGGGCAGAUUUGAUAAACGUGACUGUAAACAUACUGUAUUUGUUACAUUACGAUUUAUGCAGUUCCUUUGUGAAUUAUGGAUGUCCGUGAUUACAUUAUUUACUCAGAGUCAGCUGUGUUGGUUAUUGGAAUUAUUGUAGUGAUAAUUGAAUCCAUACGCCAGUGUUUAAGACGUCGCAAGGUGCGCUCUCACGACUUGGAGCGAAACUGUCAUGAACGCUGUGCACAUAUAAAUAGGUUCAAUGAAGCUGAAUCAGAAUGGAAGACGGCGAAGACAAUCCUACAAAAUAAACUUAAACUAGAGGAAAAUGAAAAAAAAGAUUUUUUAAAACGGUUUAAAAAUGCUGAAGAAGAAUGGAAAAGACAGAUGUUAGGCCUGCACAAUGAGCUUACAAAGGAAAAAGAAAUUAAAGAUGAUGCAUUGAAAAUGUUCAAAGAUGCUGAAACAGAAUGGAAUAGACAGGUGUUAAGCCUACAUGAUGAACUUACAAAGGAGAAAAAAGUUAAAGAAAAUGCAUUGAAAAGGAUCACUGAAACAGAAGCUGAAUGGAGGAAUAAGGUGUCAAUCCUGCAAGAUGAACUUAGAAAGGAGGCACUAGAAAAGGACGAUGCGUUGAAACGCCUAAGUGCCAUAAUGGCGAAUCGUUUGAAGGACGGCAACCCUAAUGUAGUAGAUCUGAGCGACCAAAAUCGUCCAGGAAAAUUGGGAGAACAGUUUACUGAACUUUACGACAAUCAAUGGACGGAUGCCUACGGUGCUAUAGAUGAUUUCUUUGGGAAAGCUAAAAGUGAGCCAGAAAUUAUUAAGAUUCUUGUUGAAAUUUUUGAGAAAUGUUUUACGGAAUGCAAAGCUCUAUCUGGAAACCAGAUGGAUCAGCUGAAUGACAACGUGUCUUGUAUUGCUUCUAUUAUCACAAAGAAAGACAACAAUCUUCCAACCGAUCUAAUGCAGCGCAUAAAAGAAGAAAGGAAAGCGUUUGCCGUUGACGAGGUUCCAGAUUUAACAGUGAUUCUGCCUACUCUCAAAACGAGUUUCUCAUCGAAAAACCAAGAAGUUGGAUUGCUUGAUGAACAGCAUCUUAUUGUGUAUAUCAAAGAAUGCCUGAAGCUUUCGUGGUUAAUGGUUAUACAAGACCCACCAAUGGCUAUAGUACUUAAACCUGAAACCGAUACAUAUGAAAACUUUAAAGCAUACAAGACUAGAGGCAAAUUUUUAAAAUAUAUAGUAUGGCCAGCGUUGCUUCUGAUGGAAGGAGGUCCAUUGGUAACGAAAGGUGUUGCGGAAUUUACUUCAGAAACAUGACGAUGAAAUAUUGAUAAACUACAUUUGUGCAGUAAAUUAAGAACGUGUAGCGCAAAGAAAAUAUUAAUAUUAUAGUUCCAAAUUUAAGUACCAAAUGCACUUGGAAUAUUUAAACAUUUAAAAGAUUCAAAGUUAGAAUGUUAAAAGGGACAUAGAUAAUAGGUUAAGAUUAAAUCCAAUCAUUUCCGUUCAUAAUUUUGAUGCUCUUUCCAAAACAAAAGGUAAAUUUCUUUAUAUGUUUUUAUGAUAAUAUCCUUGUGGCAUUUAAUAAAGAACAUUUGCUAUCGCACACUCAUGAACAAACGUGUUUUGUCACAAGAUACAUUAUAGAAUAAAUUAAGGUAUAUACAGACAUGGUAUAUACAGACAUACGUUUUGCAGGAGUUUUCAAGUUUUUUUGUGUUUAUUCUCUUUUGUAUAUAGUAUAGGUUUAAAAAUGUAUGUUCUGUUUCAAUGUUUAUUUUUGUAUGAGAUUUAUUAUGUAUAUAAAUUGUUUGCCAUUGAUAUUAUAUGUGACCCAUGUACUUGUAUAUACUAUUAAAUUUGUUGCCUUGUCUACUGGCUUCGUGAA
Messenger RNA from Ruditapes philippinarum (Manila clam), 2207 nucleotides. RefSeq lists its product as uncharacterized. Gene Ontology annotation, biological process: mitophagy by internal vacuole formation; mitochondrial protein catabolic process. The transcript is spliced from 10 exons. Gene Ontology annotation, cellular component: mitochondrial outer membrane. Bases 410 to 1636 code for a protein of 408 amino acids. Lineage: Eukaryota; Metazoa; Mollusca; Bivalvia; Venerida; Veneridae. The record is from RefSeq and is a predicted model, not a curated record.